Molecule: messenger RNA, 2202 nt
Organism: Geosmithia morbida
Lineage: Eukaryota; Fungi; Ascomycota; Sordariomycetes; Hypocreales; Bionectriaceae
Product: GAL4
Exons: 3
Coding region: 1-2202 (733 amino acids)
Biological process (GO): DNA-templated transcription; positive regulation of transcription from RNA polymerase II promoter by galactose
Cellular component (GO): nucleus
Molecular function (GO): zinc ion binding; RNA polymerase II cis-regulatory region sequence-specific DNA binding; DNA-binding transcription factor activity, RNA polymerase II-specific
Source: RefSeq, a predicted model, not a curated record
AUGCCUCGUGCCAAGGUCCCGGUCCAUCAGAGGCAACGGGCCUUGGAGGCUUGUAAGGUCUGUCGAGAGGCAAAGAAGCGCUGCUCCGGCACUACCCCAUGCACACACUGUCUUCGCAGGGGGCUCGGAAAUUCGUGCUUCAUAUCGCAUCUCCCUCGUGCGCACAGGCGUUCGGUGGCAUUGGCCCAAGAGCAAGCUUCUCAAAGCGCUACCCCUGCCGCUAUUGCUCGGCGGGUCCCACAAUCAUCAUCAUCGAUGGGCGACAUCAGUCCGGUGGCCGACACGACCUGGGCUUCCGGGGGAGCCACGGGGUUCCGGCCUGUAUCGCCGUCUGAAUCUCGCAAUAGGGAGUCGACGGCGUCAGAUUCGGAUGUUGCUCCGCCAGAUGAGGGUUCUGGGGGGGAGUAUCCUUCAGCUAAGCCGCCGUCACGGAUGCUUCUAAAUCUGCGUGGUGAACGAGGUUCGUCUGCCUCUCAUUCGGCCCAGGGCGCAAAGCUGAUGAGUCGGGAAGCAGUCUACAUUGGCCGAGGUAGCUCUCUGUCCUUCCUUCAGCUGGUCAGGACAAUUGUCUCGGACCAUAUCGGGCCCUCGCAGUUCUCGCGAAAUGGAAGAAACGACACUAUGCUCGAAAAGGAGUCGCCAGAGCUGCGCGUGAGUGCGCCUAGUAUAAGCAACAUCAGUCCGGAGGCACGGCAGCAAUCUGCAGAGUGCUUUUACAGCGCGACGGGCGGCCUGAUCGAUGUAUUUCUCCCUGGGGAGCUGGAGGCGCUUCUCGAGUCUCCAGACUGCUUGAGCUGCUCAAACCUCGCUUUGGUAGAUCUGGUUGUGGCGAUAGGUCUCCAGUGCGAACCCUCACCAGACACUCACGAUCGAGAGCUGGCCUACUUCCGCGAGGCGCAGUCCCAGGCUUUCUCUGGGAUGCUCGAGGACCCUGAUAUCGACAUGGUCAGGUUAUUUCUCAUCAUGUCGUUCUACCUGCUUGGCGAGUGUCGACGCAACACGGCAUUCUUGUACCUGGGGAUCUCAGCCAGAGCCGCUGUCGCCCUGGGGCUACACUGCAGGGAGACCUACACAAAUAUAUGUAGCCCAAAACAUCAGCUGAGGUGGGAUAUCAUGUGCCUCCUGAGCAGAAAGAUUUUCGAACUCACUCCUUCCAACAGGCUGCGAGUAUGGAUGAGCUUGCGGGUGCUGGAUAUUGUGGUGAACUCAAUAUUGGGUCGGCCCAUUGCCACCGCCGGUAUGCACUCCGAUCUGCAACCGCUGAUCGAGGACGUCUUGUCCGAGUCGAAAGAUGGAGGGUUCAUAUGCCUAGGUGCUUCCUACGGCGUAGUAUCUAUCAUGAACGAGAUUGUUCACAGAAUCUACGAUAGGAAAGACGUCACAAUCGGAGCUGUCGAGGCCCUUCUCCGACGUCUCAACCAUUGGAGAGAGGACCUCCCCGACUCUCUCCUCACAGCACCUUCUUCAGACACGGAAUCAUCGUCGGGGAAGGAAUCCAUUGGAAGGGUUCACGUGUCGUGCAUAUAUUACUUCGCCGUCACUCUCGUCACCAGACCAAUAUUGGUGUCGACCCUUACCCAACAGGCUGCAAGCGGUCUUGUGCACCGUCAAUUAGCGUCAGCCUGUCUUGACGCUGCAAUGUUCAUGGUGCAGACGUGCACUGGUGCCCGGGACUCCAGCCUUCUGCAGGCAAACAUGUGUAUCCUCAAGGCCACCAUAUUUCUAGCUGGUCUAGUGCUCGGGUUUGAGGUGUUUGCCAAAGCCGCUGUCGACUUCGGAAUUGGGUCAGCCUUCUAUGAAGCCCGUGACCUUUUGGGAUGCCUCGGUGUCAAGAGUCCGCAGGCCGCUCUCUACCACGACAUCUUGACGUCCCUCGCCAGUGAUAUAAACCGAUACCACCAGCGUUCCUCAUUCAACGGUGGAAGAAGUACGUAUGUACACAAACUUUUUCAGUUCAGCUCACGGAAAGAUGGUACCGGGGGAAAUGCAGUGGGAACUAGCAGUCCAUGGCAGAGUGGCGGCGGAGGUAAAGACGACGAGAUAUCUGUACCACUGACAGACGAUAGUCAUAGAGUUAUCAUGGAUGAUGUUAUGGCUGGUUGGUCUCAAGGGCAGGAUGCGCCUGGGGCAUCUAGUGAGAUCCUCCUCGACUGGGAUAGUCUCGAUAUUUCCCAAUGGGAGAAUUUCGCAUACCCCCCUUGA